Trichoderma aggressivum f. europaeum is the source of this 3669-nucleotide messenger RNA. RefSeq lists its product as uncharacterized. The coding region runs from base 1 to 3669 and encodes 1222 amino acids. Gene Ontology annotation, cellular component: membrane; microtubule; cytoplasm. The transcript is spliced from 6 exons. The record is from RefSeq and is a predicted model, not a curated record. Gene Ontology annotation, molecular function: GTP binding; microtubule binding; GTPase activity. NCBI's taxonomy places the organism in Eukaryota, Fungi, Ascomycota, Sordariomycetes, Hypocreales, Hypocreaceae.
AUGGGCGACAUUACAGCUGAGCAGCUCAACAAUGCGGAGACGAGGAGACUUCUCGAUACUAUUGAUGGCCUUCGAGAUUUGAGUAUCGCCGGCAUCGACCUGCCCCAGAUCAUCGUGGUGGGCGAUCAGUGCUCAGGCAAAAGCUCCGUUCUCGAGGCCAUAUCUCGAGUUCACUUCCCCAUUCGCGACGGCAUCUGCACUCGAUUUCCUACAGAACUAGUGCUUCGAAGGGCACUUAUAGAUAGCACUGACGUGAGGAUCCGAUACGCUGAUGCUGAUGCCAAUACAGCGGCAUCAUCGUCAACGCGCACGCCAUUUCACGAGAGCGGUUUCCAGAAAUCGGAACUACCCGAAAUCAUCAACAGAGCCAAGGAGCACAUGGGCGAUGGAAAGACAACUGGCUUCUCGAAACAUGUCUUGCGAGUCGAAAUUUCCGGGCCAGACGUCCCGUCGCUGACUCUAGUUGAUCUGCCUGGAAUAUUCCAAUCUGGGUCAUCUUCACAGCCUCAAGAAUGGAAGCCAGUCGUUGACGAAAUGGUUGAGGGCUAUAUGAAGCAGAAGAACAGCAUUAUUCUCAUGGUUGUAUCGGCAGAUCUCUCCUUGUCCAAACAUGCCAUCCUCGACAUGGCCCUCAAACAUGACACGGCAAGGGAGCGCACGAUUGGAGUCAUCACGAAAGUCGAUCUGUGUCCUGGUUCAAACCUGGAAGACGAAUAUUUGCGUCUCGCAAGAGGACAAGAGCCCAGUCACCAGCUUCGUCUAGGUUGGCACGUCUUGCGCAACCGAGGGCCUAAAGAAGCAGACUUGGACUUUGAUCAGAGAGACGCCGAAGAGGAAAAGUUUCUCAAAGCAGGAGCAUGGUCUGCGUUGCCUCUGAGUAACCGAGGGGUGGAAAGUCUUCGCAAAAGUCUUGGAUCAGCCUUGCUCAAGCAGAUCAAGAGCAGUCUACCCGACCUCAUCAAAGACAUUGAUGGCAAUCUGCAGAAUCGCCAAAGGCGUCUCGCAAAGCUGGGAACAACGAGAACCACUUCCGACGAAAUGCGUGAUUAUCUGCUCAAUAUAUCAACGGCUUUCCACAAAUUGGCAGAGCAUGCAGUGGAAGGGAGAUAUAAUGCCCCAUUCUUCGCUACCCCCUCAGACCCAGAAGCAAGCAGCAAGAUCAAGUUUCGGAAGUUGAGAGCAUUGCUUCGAAACUUGAAUUAUGUAUUUGACUUCACGAUGAGGGAAAGGGGAGCCAAGUACAAGAUGAACUGGGACGAACCUCCGCCCAGAGACAACCCACUGCAAGGCUUAACUGACGAGGAAAUGCUGGCCGAUGCUUUGGACAAUAUGCCUGGCAAUCUUGAGCCAUAUUUCAAGCUAUACGACUUUCCAGAUCCAGUGGUGGAAGGAAAAGAUGUGGCAUUUACUAGGAUAGAGCUACUUGCAUCGGAUGGCCAAGGCGCAGAGUUCUCUGGGCUACCGAGCAACGAGUUCAUCAUGCAGCUUUUCCAAGAUCAGUCUGAACCAUGGCGACGCAUAGCUCAAUGCCACAUAGACAAUGUUGUGGAGAGAACAAGACUGUUCAUCUAUCAGAUAUUCGACUACAUCUUGGAAGACGACGAGAGAACAAGGGACGCAAUCUUGACCGAGUUCGUGGAUCCGUUCUUCGAUUCCAUGACCAAUGCGCUCAAGGACAAGCUCGAUGAGAUUAUGCGGCCUUAUACAUCCGGACAUGGAAUUCCGCUCGAGAUAGAAUUCCGAGCGGGAGUAUGGAGGCGCAAGCUCAGGCGCAUGAAAUCGGAUUCUGCCGAUUUCCUCGACCAAAACUCCGUCGCUUACAACACGAUGGAGUACCGGAUUGUGAAGCCCGACGAUAUUCUCAACGUCCUGAUCCAGACGGAUACCAGCGCUUAUAGCUACUUUGGUAUUGACAUUGCCGUUGACAUGAUGUUGACUCAUUACCAAAUGAGCCGGCGAACAUUCACGGACAACGUCGUCCACCUAGUUCUCGAAAAUUGUUUGAUAUCGAAACUCCCCGACAUCUUCAACCCAAGAGUCGUUACGCAAAUGAGCGAAGAGAUUUUGAAGAGGCUGGCCGAAGAGUCGGACGAAGUCAAGAGGGAAAGGAGCCAAUUGGCGGAUGAGAUUGAGAAAUUGAAGACGGAUUUUCCGGAAGCAGUUGUCGAGAAGACACCCAAGAGAGAUACAGAUGCACCGAAGACAGAUGUUCCCAAGACAGAUGCCCCUGAGACAGAUGUACCAAAGAGAAAGAUUCGAGUCAAGCUGCCCCCGGUUUCUCUACCAGAAAGAAAAGCAGGUCUGAGCAGCAAAUUCCUAGCGAGUUUUGAGCCUGCAACAACAUCUACGUCUUCGACCAACAGCGGACAAUCGACCACCGUUGAGUCGAGCAAGCAAGGCCCAAUUUCAAAGGUUCCCGCUCCCGCUGCUGCUCCUCUUCCGUUUGGUCUGAGAUUGGAGUCUGAGACGGCUGCGCCGAAUUCUUCCCCCUUUGGCUCUACUACGACGUCAACGACUCCUGCGGCCGAACUUUCAUCUUUUGGCUCCAAGACAUCGACGGCAACGACGAUAAAUCCGGUGUUUGGCUCGGUGUCUGCGUUAAAGUCCCCUCUUCCGGCGUUUGGCUCUGUUGCAGCAGUGCAGUCUUCUGCUGCUGCUGCCAACUUUCGGUUCGACGCCAGCGACAACUUCAACAACAUCAGCAUUUGGCUCAACAGCAACCAAUACUUCAACGUCGGCCUUUGGCUCAGUAGCAGCGACUACUUCAACGUCAGCCUUUGGCUCGAUAGCAACUGGCACUUCUACACCAUCAGCCUUUGGUUCAACUACAGCGACCACUUCAAGACCAUCAGCCUUUGGUUCGACGGCACCGGCUGCUUCUACAACAUCAGCCUUUGCGACUACUUCAACGACUUCAGCCUUCGGUUCAACAGCAGCCAAUACUUCUACUCCAUCAGCUUUCGGUUCGACAAUAGCCAGUACUUCAAGGCCGUCAGCCUUUGGCUCGACGGCAGCGACUACUUCAACAACUUCAGCCUUUGGUUCAACAGCAGCCAGUACUUCCACGCCAUCAGUCUUGGGCUCAACGACAGCCUCUGCUCAGAUAAGCUCCUUCUUUGGUCCAAAGCCAACCACUACCUCUACAACACCAUCAAGCUUCGGCUCAACAACUCUUUUGGUUCCAACACAACACCUGCCGUUGCUGCGCCAGCAUUCGGCUCGAUUUCCUCGUCAACAUCUGCGGCUGGUGGCGGAUUUGGUUCUUCCACUGUACCUAACCCGAGUAGCGGCUUGUUUGGGAAAUCCUAUUCCACUUGGGAUCCUCCCAGCACAAACCUCAUUGGAUAUCAGGCUUAUUCUGAGCGGGACCCUGAUCCCCAUACGAUCCAGACACUCUCCUUCCAAAACAUCGCGUUUCAAAGUUUUUAUAAGAGCUGGUCUGCUGAUGAACUGAGAUUGGCAGAUUACGCGCAGGGCAGACGGCCACCGGCGAAAGACACUGCGCCGUUUGGAAGUUUAGGGGCGUCUCAGCCUCAAGGCCCGGAAGAGACAUCCAGCGGAUCGACAUCUCCGCCUUCGAGGCUGAAUACGCUGUUUGGGGGUACUCCGCCGCCAGUUCCUCCAAGGGAGCCUGCUGCUUCUGGGAGUACAUCGAAUGUAGUGCUUUGA